Molecule: messenger RNA, 1690 nt
Organism: Aspergillus japonicus CBS 114.51
Lineage: Eukaryota; Fungi; Ascomycota; Eurotiomycetes; Eurotiales; Aspergillaceae
Product: ankyrin repeat protein
Exons: 5
Coding region: 1-1599 (532 amino acids)
Molecular function (GO): protein binding
Source: RefSeq, a predicted model, not a curated record
AUGAGUCUGUACAACGAUGCAUCCAAUGGGUCCCUCACCCGGCAGAAGAUUGAGGAGUACUUGGCCAAGGGGACCAACAUCAACAAUACCACGGGCAACGGGGAGACGGCCCUGGCCUUGGCCAUCAAAGGCGGGCACACCAGCGCCGUCAGCCUGCUGCUCAAGUUCGGCGCCAAUCCGGCCAAACGCAAUAUUGACGGCCGGUCGCCCUUGUAUCUGGUGGCCGCGGCGCCGAAGCAGAAACGGGUGCGGCUGGUCCAGCUGCUGAUCGAUGCGGGUGCUCUGGUCGAUGAGUCGGUGCCGAACUUCGGCGACGACACGCCGCUCAUGGUGGCCAUCUCGCAGGCCAAGGAUCCCAAGCUGAUCCACGCGCUGGUGGAGGCCGGGGCCUCCCUGACCCAGACCAAUGCGCGCGGGGAGUCCGCCAAAACCCUGGCGCGCGACUCGAUGGACCCCGCCAUCCAGCGAGCGCUCGUGCCCCAGGGAGACCCGACCAGGACGUACAGGCCCGAGCUGGGCAAUCUCCUCACCAGUGCGGGCGUGUUUGCCGCCGCUUACUUCGGCGACUGGAAGGAUGUAGCCAAAGAUGCGGUGGACCGGAUUGCUCAGUAUCUGAACAAGGAUACCGAACUUAAUGAUGGAACUCAUGAUCUGCACACGGUGGAAGACUUCAAGAACUUUCUGUUGGAUUACAUUGACCGCCAAGGCUUGGAGGACUUCUACCCGUCCAAUGACCCUCGCAUCCAAGCCAUUGCGGAGGCCACGGUGGCGUUUCGAAAGAAGCCCGAGGCGAAAGCGCUCUCAAUCCCGCCGACGGGGCUAUCUAUCCAGACCAAGAGUCUCUUUGUACAAACCAGUGGCUUAGGAGUGCAGACCACAGCUCCGACCAUACAGAACCUGCUGACCUUGGCCGUGGCGCAGCUGUACACACCCGUCCUAUACAUCGACGAUAGUGGAUCGAUGAACUGGGCGCUAGGAGGGGAAAACGCGACUGGCACAAAGCGGAUCGAGGCGGCCAGAGUUCUUGUCUCGGAGCUGAUGGAUAUCCUCGACUGGGUGAAUCCUGAGGCCCAAGCUGGGCGUGGAACCACGAGUAUCCGCUUCAUUAACAAGACUGUCAGCAAUGCGGACAAUCUGACCUCGACUCAGGUCAAGGAGCAGAUGAACCAGCUGAAUCCGAGUGGAGGCACGCCUCUGGGGACCAAUCUCCGGACCAAGAUUCUGAACCCUUUGGUCUACGACGUGAUCAACGGCAAGAAAGACCUCAAUGCCCCAUAUUUGAUCCUAACCAUUGGAGACGGAGCCCCCAACUCCGGCGAUACCAACGACACCUUCCGCAACGAGGUUGCCAGCGCCGCAAAUUUUCUGCAAGCGAACAAAUACUCGCCUCCGGCGGUCAAGUUUACCUUCAGCCAGAUUGGCAGUGAUGCGGCGGCGGAGGCAUUCCGGAAUGGGCUGGUCAACAACCCUCUGCCGAAUAACACCCUCUACGUUUCGUCAGACCGUUUCGACCAAGAUUACGACGCGAACAAAGGCAAUCCCGACAGACUCAAAGCGAAUCUGAUCAACUGGUUCUCCGGUCUUGUCGACCUCAAAUGAGGAGAGCCUGAUAGGCACGCCUCGCUGUAGCCUGUAGGCCAGAGGCGAGGCCAUAUGCCGGGCCCCGCCUGCAAUUGUAGCCCGAGCUGUG